GUGAUAAUACAUCUGUAAAACACACAUCUAAAGAAGUAAAAAAAUAUUUUCAUAAUACGAUGACUUUGCCGAGUGCUGCACGCGUGUACACGGAUGUGAAUGCACACAAGCCAGACGAAUAUUGGGAUUAUGAAAAUUACGUCGUUGAUUGGGCUAAUCAAGAUGAUUACCAGUUAGUAAGGAAAUUGGGGAGAGGCAAAUACUCUGAGGUCUUCGAAGCUAUAAAUAUAACGAACAAUGAAAAAUGUGUUGUUAAAAUUCUAAAGCCCGUAAAAAAGAAGAAGAUUAAGCGGGAAAUUAAAAUUUUGGAAAAUUUACGCGGAGGCACCAACAUUAUAACAUUGUUAGCUGUGGUAAAAGACCCAGUAUCACGAACUCCUGCCCUGAUUUUUGAACAUGUCAAUAAUACAGAUUUUAAGCAGCUAUACCAAACACUUACAGAUUACGAAAUACGAUACUACCUGUUCGAGUUGUUGAAAGCACUCGAUUAUUGUCAUAGCAUGGGAAUUAUGCAUCGCGAUGUGAAACCACAUAAUGUAAUGAUUGACCACGAAAAUCGUAAGUUACGUUUAAUAGAUUGGGGUCUUGCUGAAUUCUACCAUCCUGGCCAGGAGUACAACGUUCGUGUAGCAUCACGUUAUUUUAAAGGCCCAGAAUUAUUGGUUGAUUAUCAAAUGUAUGAUUAUUCGUUGGAUAUGUGGUCAUUAGGCUGCAUGUUAGCCUCAAUGAUUUUUCGCAAAGAACCAUUUUUCCAUGGACAUGACAAUUACGAUCAACUUGUUCGUAUAGCGAAAGUCCUAGGAACUGAGGAACUAUAUGCUUAUUUGGAUAAGUACAACAUUGAAUUAGAUCCAAGAUUCCAUGAUAUUUUGCAAAGGCAUUCACGCAAACGAUGGGAACGUUUUGUUCAUUCCGACAAUCAACAUCUUGUUUCACCAGAAGCUCUUGAUUUUCUCGACAAGCUUUUACGUUAUGAUCAUGUUGAGCGAUUAACUGCACGUGAAGCAAUGGCUCAUCCGUAUUUUGCGCCUAUUGUUAAUGGUCAGAUCAAGUCCAAUAAUCAACAGUAGGA
Messenger RNA from Musca vetustissima, 1072 nucleotides. It is a transcript of the gene CkIIalpha, whose product is annotated as casein kinase II subunit alpha. Gene Ontology annotation, molecular function: protein serine/threonine kinase activity; ATP binding. Bases 60 to 1070 code for a protein of 336 amino acids. The transcript has a single exon. Lineage: Eukaryota; Metazoa; Arthropoda; Insecta; Diptera; Muscidae. Gene Ontology annotation, biological process: protein phosphorylation. The record is from RefSeq and is a predicted model, not a curated record. Gene Ontology annotation, cellular component: cytosol; nucleus; protein kinase CK2 complex.